AUGCAAUACAAGAAAACCCUAGUCGCAUCUGCUUUAGCUGCCACCACUCUAGCUGCCUACGCUCCGAAGGACCCAUGGUCCACUUUGACUCCAUCUGCUACCUUCAAGGGUGGAAUAACUGACUACGCUUCUACUUUCGGUAUCGCUGUUGAACCAAUCGCUACUACCGCCUCCUCCAAGGCUAAGAGGGGUGCAGCUAUUUCCCAAAUCGGUGAUGGCCAAAUUCAAGCUACUACCAAGACUCAAGCUACCACUAAGACUCAAGCUCCUGCUGUCUCUCAAAUCGGUGAUGGUCAAAUUCAAGCCACCACCAAGACUCAAGCUCCUGCCGUCUCUCAAAUCGGUGAUGGUCAAAUUCAAGCCACCACCAAGACUCAAGCUCCUGCUGUCUCUCAAAUCGGUGAUGGUCAAAUUCAAGCCACCACCAAGACUCAAGCUCCUGCUGUCUCUCAAAUCGGUGAUGGCCAAAUUCAAGCUACCACCAAAACUCAAGCUCCUGCUGUCUCUCAAAUUGGUGAUGGUCAAAUUCAAGCUACCACUAAGACUCAAGCUCCUGCUGUCUCUCAAAUCGGUGAUGGUCAAAUUCAAGCUACCACUAAGACAACUGCCGCUCCUGUUUCCCAAAUCACUGACGGUCAAAUCCAAGCCACAACUUCACAUUUGACAACCGUUAUACCACAUCCAGCUCCAGCUCCAAUCACUAAUGGUACAGACCCAGUGACUGCCGAAACAUGCAAGAGCUCUGGUACUCUGGAAAUGAACUUAAACGCCGGUAUCCUAACAGAUGGUAAGGGCAGAAUCGGUUCUAUUGUUGCCAACAGACAAUUCCAAUUUGAUGGCCCACCACCACAAGCCGGUGCUCUUUACGCUGCUGGUUGGUCCAUCACUCCAGAUGGUAACUUGGCCAUUGGUAACCAAGACAUUUUCUACCAAUGUUUGUCCGGUAACUUCUACAAUCUGUACGACGAACACAUUGGGUCUCAAUGUAACGAGGUUCACUUACAAGCUAUCGAUUUAGUUGACUGUUAA
This is a messenger RNA of Saccharomyces eubayanus, 1029 nucleotides long. It is a transcript of the gene PIR1, whose product is annotated as beta-1,3-glucan linked protein. Gene Ontology annotation, cellular component: fungal-type cell wall. The transcript has a single exon. Gene Ontology annotation, biological process: fungal-type cell wall organization. The record is from RefSeq and is a predicted model, not a curated record. NCBI's taxonomy places the organism in Eukaryota, Fungi, Ascomycota, Saccharomycetes, Saccharomycetales, Saccharomycetaceae. The coding region runs from base 1 to 1029 and encodes 342 amino acids. Gene Ontology annotation, molecular function: structural constituent of cell wall.